Molecule: messenger RNA, 3063 nt
Organism: Triplophysa rosa
Lineage: Eukaryota; Metazoa; Chordata; Actinopteri; Cypriniformes; Nemacheilidae
Gene: tspan5b
Product: tetraspanin 5b
Exons: 9
Coding region: 289-1104 (271 amino acids)
Biological process (GO): protein localization to plasma membrane; regulation of vascular endothelial growth factor signaling pathway; protein maturation
Cellular component (GO): membrane
Source: RefSeq, a predicted model, not a curated record
UGACAUAAUUCAUUUCACCGGAAGUGACUCUCGCGUCUCUAUUCGGUGGGAGCAGUCGUUCCGUUAUUCGCUUUCAUUAUCAAUAGCAAAUAUAAUUUCGUUUUCUUGAAGAGGGCGAGUCAUCGCAUAUGGUUUCGACGAAAUAGGCAAAGCCCUGCGUGGCCCAUGCCUGUCACAUAAUAGACAUGUCUUGAAAAUAUAAAUGGAGAUGAGAGGUUUCUAAUAGGUGGGCGAAUUUUUUCUCCAUCAUUGAAAACCGUCGGGAGGAUUGUGUUGUCCAACGCAAGUAUGUCCGGAAAACAUUUCAACAUCCACGAGGUGGGCUGUUGCAUUAAAUACUUUAUAUUCGGAUUUAAUAUCAUAUUUUGGCUGCUGGGAGUGGCAUUCCUGUCUGUGGCUCUGUGGGCCUGGAGUGAAAAGGGAGUUCUCUCCAACAUAUCCUCCAUCACAGAUCUGGGCGGGUUUGACCCGGUAUGGCUGUUUCUGGUGGUGGGUGGGGUGAUGUUCGUGCUAGGCUUCGCCGGAUGCAUCGGAGCGCUGCGUGAAAACUCCUUCCUUCUCAAGUUUUUUUCUGUGUUUCUUGGAAUCAUAUUUUUCCUGGAACUGACGGCGGGUGUCUUGGCGUUCGUCUUUAAAGACUGGAUCAAGGACCAGCUGAAGUUCUUCAUCAACAACAAUAUCAGGGCCUACAGAGAUGACAUUGACCUGCAGAAUCUCAUCGACUUCACCCAAGAUUACUGGGAGUGUUGUGGGGCAUUUGGACCAGAAGACUGGAAUCUGAACAUCUACUUCAAUUGUACGGACACUAAUCUGAGCAGAGAGAAAUGUGGGGUUCCCUUUUCCUGCUGCACCAAGGAUCCUGCUGAGGACGUGAUCAACACGCAGUGUGGAUAUGACAUUCGAGCGAAGGGUGACAAUGAACAGAAGAUGUUUAUAUACACAAAAGGAUGUGUGCCUCAGUUUGAGAAAUGGCUACAAGAGAAUCUAACUGUAGUUGCUGGGAUAUUCAUAGGUAUCGCACUUCUCCAGAUAUUUGGGAUCUGUCUGGCUCAAAAUCUUCUGAGUGACAUUGAAGCGGUCAGAGAGAGCUGUUUGUUCACUUGAAACGCUUCAGCAGUUUCACAGAUAGAGCCUACAUCCUUCUGUCACUCGGCAACAGAGCCGGAACAUUGUCAUCACAGUAUCCUAGCAACCACUGAGGGAUUUUUCACAUACCUCUCUUGUGACAGCUACAUCUUCAUGUUUCUAUUGUUAAUGGUGCCCAAGAUUUGUUUUCCUUAGGAUUUACUUCUAAACCCUUUUUUAAAUAUUGCACAAAUGUAAAAAUGAACGGUAUUAACAUACUAACAAGAAACACGUCACGUUCUUUAAGAUUAGCUGUAAUUGUUGGUCUAUGUGCAUCAACACAAGCCUUGUAUUUUUAAAGCCGUGGUGAGUUUUGAGCCACUCAAAAACGUGUCUUGAGAGUUUCAGUUCUGUUCUUAGUCGAACUGGUUCGAAAGAAUGCGCUCUGUGUUUGGCGCCCCCUAAAGCUUUUCUGUGUAACUGCGUUUGAUAAGUCGCGCAGUGGUUUUGUUGAUCACGAGUUGUUUUCAUGUUUGUAGACAUAUACGAACAUGUUCACACAAUAUUUACAAAAUUAAUAGGAGGCUCAAACAGAAUAUGUGCAGAAUUUUUGGUGCUGAUUUAAUAGAUUUAAAUCUGAGAGUAUUACCCUCCCCGAUGGCAGUAUCAAAUCAGGCCAAAAUUUUGAUAAGCAAACAGCCGGGACGGGUGAAGAAUUAUGAAUAAUUUGCAUUUUAAAUGUGUGUUUUUCUGUGGAUUUUCACAAACCCCGAUUUAGUGUAGGUCUAGUAUUUAGUAAACACAAUAGUUUUCUUCCAGAUAGUACAGUUUGAGGUCUUCUGAAGAUUACUUGAGUAUUUGGCUUUUCUCAUAACAUGAUAUGUACAUAAUUCAUAUUUGUUUAUUUUGUUCACAUUGUCAUAUUGUGUGUGUAUAUUAUCUAAAUUGACUUUUUUUAAAUCACAGUUGUUUUUGAAAAAAAAGAAGAAAAAAAAGCACUGCAUGCUUAAUUGGAAUAACACUACAUUUUUACAGUGUGCUAAAUGUAAAUAUUUUUGUGAAUUGCAAUGUUUACCUGUACUAGGGUUGGAAAUUUUAGCCACAGUGUAAAUGUGUCACUAGAAUGUUUUUUUAAUUUAGCACUGAGAUUAUGCCUCAUUGACGGUUUUGAUUUAAAAAGUCAGAUUCUGGUGCUGUUAGAAUGGAACAAAACCAAAAUGGGUAUUUGGAUAUAUAGUCAUAUUUUACCUCAAAAUUAAAAACAUUUUGUAUAUAGAAAAUGGAGCCAUCAAUUUAUACAUUUGAAAGAUGCUUUUAUUCAUAGCACACUGCUGUACUGUUUAAGACACAAAAAUGGUAAUAAUCUUAUGGUAAUGGCUUAAUCUUUUCUACAAAAUAUACUUUUACAUUUUUGGGGUAAAAUAUGAACCACAUAUGCACUUGUAAGAUUCACCCACAUACAUUACAAGUCCAUAUAUUUCUGACAUCAUGAUAGAAUUGAAAUCAUGACCAGACAAGAAUGUUUUGCUUUGAUUGUGAAAUGAAAAUCUCUGCAGCCUGUGGUUUUGUGACCUUUGAAAAAACAGGGUUUGUCAGAUUAUUUGAGUAUAAUGUGAUCUGAUGAAUCCAUGUGGUUGUGAUAAUGCCUUUUUUAACAGUACUUCACACUUUCCGCAUAUGUGUAACCUUAAUAUAGCGCAAUAUAUUUGUUUUCAGUUUAUAUGGAAUUGUGAGCAUUUGAAAAAUGGUUCACAGUGACUGAACAAUGGAGAACAUAUACAUUUUAAUAACUCAGAGAUUCAGAUAUUUAUUCUGUUUUCUUAAUCCAAGGGUCUGAAACAGAUCUCAUGUGAGUAUGGCCAAACAUUUUGGUAGGCUGUUGAGUUUAUAAAAAUUAAACAUUUCUGACAUUACAGUUUUCUCAUUAAAACUUGUCCUAGUAACAAUAAGAAGUGUUGUAAAACAUGACAUUUUUAUGAUUAAAAACUAGAAAACGUU